Molecule: messenger RNA, 390 nt
Organism: Plasmopara halstedii
Lineage: Eukaryota; Oomycota; Peronosporomycetes; Peronosporales; Peronosporaceae
Exons: 5
Coding region: 1-390 (129 amino acids)
Source: RefSeq, a predicted model, not a curated record
AUGGCCUGUCUGCAAGAUGAAAGUGCAGCUGCUGAAGCGAUUACGGCGUCCGAAAUCGAUUCUCGCGAAGGUUUGGCGCUUCACAUGUAUCAAAUAAUUGAGGUUGCACAAUGCUUGACACUCAUUCAAACGUACUUCUUCAACUCAUUCAUUUUUGACGGUUUGCUCGAAAUCGCAUUCCAGCACACUGUCCGUUCGUUUCUGGUUCUUACCAAAUUCGUUAUUGAGCGUCUCACCAAUUUCUUUCCUUCCUUGUCUAACAAUUUGAUGCCCAAGGCAAGCCCUAUAGUGGUCGUAAUAAAAUUCAACGGACAGACUGACACAAUGCGCUACCUUAAGGUACUGCAAUUGUGUGUCGGGUGGCUGACAAUGACUCUUCAGUGCAGGUAG